AUGGGUAAUAAACCUGUAGCUAAACUUCGAUCGACCGAUUUGGAAUAUUUUCGUCAAUCUACAACAUUUACCGAUGCUGAAAUUCAAGAUUGGUAUAAAUGUUUUCAUAAAGAUUGUCCAAAUGGAUCAUUAACACUUGAUGAAUUUAAAAAAAUUUAUGCACAAUUUUUUCCUGCUGGUGAUUCUUCAACUUUUGCUGAAUAUGUUUUUAGACGUUUUGCUACAAAUCAUCAUGAUAAAAUAUCAUUUGGAGAUUUUCUUAUUGCAUUAAGUAUAACAGCAAGAGGAACUUUAGAUGAAAAACUUGAUUGGACAUUUGGUCUUUAUGAUACUGAUGGUGAUGGAUUUAUAUCUAGAAAUGAAAUGUUCAAUAUUGUUGAUUCAAUUUAUAAAAUGGUUGGUUCAGUUAUGCAAUUGCCUGAAGAUGAAUCGACACCACAGAAAAGAACGGAUAAAAUUUUUAAUACAUUUGAUAUGGAUCAUGAUGGAAAAUUAUCACGUGAUGAAUUUAUUCAAGGUGCCAAAUCAGAUCCGUCCAUAAUGAAUUUAUUAAAUAUUGAUAGAACACCAAUUUCGACAGCAAAUCCUAUUCGUUCAUCAAACAAUACUCUAUCAUCAAUGACUCGACUUCAUACUUAA
Messenger RNA from Rotaria sordida, 639 nucleotides. The record is from the annotation of a GenBank genome assembly. NCBI's taxonomy places the organism in Eukaryota, Metazoa, Rotifera, Eurotatoria, Philodinida, Philodinidae.